Pocillopora meandrina is the source of this 4366-nucleotide messenger RNA. NCBI's taxonomy places the organism in Eukaryota, Metazoa, Cnidaria, Anthozoa, Scleractinia, Pocilloporidae. The record is from the annotation of a GenBank genome assembly.
AUGUCAAAGCACUGUUGGCAAACUUAUUUGUAUGACAGUUUAGCGGUGAGUUCUCGAUGCAAGAGAAGGAAAAGCGAUUGGAGAUUGCCCAUUGUUAUUUUCAAAUUUCGAAUGUGGUAACUGGGUUUCUAUGGCAGGUUCUGUUCGUAUUUCACAGAUUUAUCGCUUAAUACCAGUAUUUCUCGCACUUUGGUUGUGGUGCGUUUUUGUCUCAACGCCUGCAAGGACAGAAAGUAAGAGCCAAGAGUCUGUUUCGUAGUCAUUUAAUCCUAAUGUGAAUACUCUAAACUCAGGCCAGUACAGGGCGUUUUGCUUGUGAGGAUCUUUCCGUCAGGAAUUUCUUUUGUUAUUUGAGGCGAAUUCGCUCAUUUUACGUCCAGGGACAAAUUAUUUCAAGGUCUCUAUUUCUUCAUUACUUUAAGCCGCUCAUGAAGCUGAAAACAGGAAAAACAACUUAGGGUGCCUAAUGUUACGUACUGGCGCGACCCUUGAGGUUAUACCACCUCCAGUACUACCGAAAUCUUUAAGAUCUUCAAACUUUUCUUUUCUUUAUUUUGGUUAUAAAAAUUUGUUGUUACCGACAUUUACGAUCCUGUGUGGAACCGGUUUUGGAUUUGAAAUGUUUAAUCAGUUUUUGUGGAAAGGAAAGAGAUAAAAAAAGAAAAUUCAUGCUUGUAAGGAAGGCUCUGUGUACGCGUUUGUUUUGCUGAUUCGUAUUUUUGAUAGCUGCUUGUGUAUGGGUAAUGGCUGGUUUGGAAAAACAAUAUAGUUCAUGGCCAUGUAGGUUAGCACUGGUACUGUUUUCAUCUUUACCAUUUGUUUUCACUCUUCCAACCUAAAUUCCCAUCAAUUUUAGUUUCUUGCUUGCAGCUAUAUGAAGCUUUAUUUAAACGAAUCUUUGGUUUCCGGAACCAUGUCUCUAUUAGAGAAGGGGAUGAUUAAAAAUUUAUUUUUCUUUGAUUUUAGCGGAAUAAAGCCACUCAGACAGAACGUUUAAAAAAGUAUUUAGUUUUAUGAAUGGUUUCUUUUAAAUUGCGAGCCUUUUCUCUCAUUUUCAUGUAAAAAUUAGUAAGUAUAGAAUUGAAUGUUUGUUGAAUGCUUCAAAUAAUGGGAAAGAUUGCGUUGGUCUUUGAUCUACCUCUUUUCAAAGUGUAGAAUUAUAUUGGCUGCGUGAAAAAGGGAAAUUUUGAAAAAAAAAAAGGGUUCUGAGGAUGAUUUUAUUGCUUCAAACAAAGUGAAUAAUAAAAGAUUCAUCAAAUUUUUAGGACACAUUAUGCAAGUUGAAGGUAGAGAAAAUAACUGUAUUGUCCUUUUCUGACAGUUUUAUGAUUUAGAUGACUCUCUCUCACCACUUUCAUGUACACAAAACGUGAAACUAUUGUAUAGGAUAUCUUUGAGAUCAGGUUCUUUAAUAUAUCAGUUGUCGAACCGAAUUUUGUAUAUUGAUUCCCGUCAGAGAUAGAGGAAAUAUGUUGUCAGAAUCAAUGUGUGCAUUUUAUUCAUGUUGCAUCCAAUAUAAAAUAACGCUUUAGAAUUAUCUCUUUGAGUGAAAGCUUAAUGGUACUACUGAUUUUUCAAUUAGAUUGAUUUUGGUAGGGUUUGAUCGGGAAAUUGUAUACUAACUUUGUGAUAUAACAUUAAUGGAUAUUACAAUCACUUAUUUUGUUUAUUUUUUCAACCUAAGUUUUAGCCUUGAUUUUUUAAGAAUUUCCAGGAUAUUCAUUUCAUAUUUAUUGUUUUGUGUUUAAGGACUAUUUGCAAUAGUGAAUCGAUGAUAUCAUGAGCUUAAUCUUAUCAUGGCUCUCAAAGAUACGUAUUCAAACACUGAUUACUCUUGCCGUCGGUUUCCACUAGUGAUGAACAAGAGCAACAAAGACAAAUUGUCCAUUGAAACAAAUUAUUUUCUUUUUCUACGUUACAACUUGUCGAGUAAGCGUUGACUCUCUAAAUAUUUCAUUAGCAUGCAUAGAAGCGUAUUUUUUGGCGUUCGAGUGCACUAUACUCCGAGAUGAGUUUGUAGCCGCCAUAUUGAAAUUGUUCAGAUCGAGAAGAACCUGGAGCGAGUGAAAAAAGUGUACCAAGUAGGUAGUAGUGAGAAUUUCAAACCAGUGAGGUGAGAGUGGUCGAGCAGAAAUCAUGUCUAGGUAAUAUUUCUUCCCAACCUCCUCCCCCUCACUGUUUUCUUCGCUUCAGAUUUCACUUAUGUUGCCAAUCCAAUAUGGAGGCAUAUAGACUCAAUCUUACUUAACCUGCUUACAACCUCGCUCGCCAGAAAAUUCGGUUGCCAUGCUGACUAACAUUUUUAGUCGGAAGUUGCAGUUGGUUUGAAAUGAGUUUACGUUGAAUUAUUUUCAGGAGAGUGGGGAGAGUGGGGAGAGUGGGGAACUUGUUCACCCACGUGCGGAAUUGGUCAGAGAUCACGUGAAAGGUGUCAAAAGAAAAUGACAAAAAAAUGUCUACCGCAUAAAAAGACAACACAGACUGAACAAUGCGGCUCAGUUUCGUGUGCCUUGACCUCUGUCAGUGUACAAGGUAAUUAAUCAGUCGAUAUUUGAAAUAGCGUAAAGUCAAAUGAAUUAUGUAUAAGGUAGUACUUUUAAGUAUGAUUUAAGAUUAAGAUUUAUUUCGUCGCCGUGUAAAAGACGUCUACUGUUAUAACAUUGUAAACAACCACUUCAUAAUCUUCAUCAGUAGUGUUAAUCUCGUCUCCGGACAAAUUUUCACUCUUUUAAAAAGCUUUUCCUAGUGCAUUUUACUUAACUGUCAAACUAAAGUGGAUCUGCCUUGUGAUGCGUCGAAAAACAUUUCUUGAGGAAUUUUUUUUCAGUGAUUGCUUAAACUUUAAAUUUAUUUUUAACAUGUCAGUUAAUCUUUUAUGUUUUAGUGUGGUCUUCACGCAAGAAUAAGAGACCACUUUCCCUUGGAACAACUUCAUCGAAAGUUGUUAUGACGUCACGCUAUGAUUUGAUGACGCCAGAUAGAGCAAUGACCUCCAGACAUCUUGCUAUCACGUCCUCAGUGCUUAUGAUGACGUCAGCCUCUGUGCCUGGAGUUACCAUGUUGUCAACCCAAAUUAAUAAGGUUUUGUGGACAUCUCCUUUUCUGAUGCUUCCAAGAACCAGUGUUACAAGUAAAUUUCAGACUUUUUGAAUGAUUUUUGUAGAUGCCUUAAUUGAACUUAAAAGGUUUCGUCGAAACCAUUUCUGCGUUGUAAAAUACAUGAGCGAGUAAAGUUUUAUCAUCAUCAUUAUUAUUGUUAUUGUUAUUUUUAUUGUUAUUGUAUGAUUACAAUAUGAUGCAUUCUUCUAAUCGACUAAGAAGUCUAAACGGGGAGACUGGAAUGCUGGGAUCUAAUGUUGUUAAUAAUGGUAAUAGAACCGAGUGGAGUCCAACUCUGUCUGUAAUCAUACGAGUGAUUGACAAAAUUGGACGACCGGGAAGCGGGAGUCCGAUUUGUUAUGAGUAUGAUUACAGACAGAAUUGGACACGAAGUCCUGUUACCAAUUAAUCAAAACUAUGACAAAAUUUGAGAAAGAAACUAGACAUCGGUUCUACGUAUUCAUAAAAAAAACAACUGUUAACUCAACGAAAUGCGAGACAACAGUGCGCGCAUAUGACGUGUGCUGUCCACUUGCACAGGUGUUAAUUGUCUCUUUAACUGUCCUAUUACACUGUCCAAUUACAUGCAUGACGCAUACAAUGUCCAAUUAGUUCUCAAGUCUAGCUGGUGACACACAAUCACGUUCGAGAAUUUUGUUAUAGUUUUGAUUACAUUAAAAACAAAACAAUGAAAGGAUAAACUCAAAUUGUUUAUCGUUCAAUUAUGCAUUUCAAUUUCUUAUUACCAGAAACUACUCCCGGGAACGAAGUUCUAAGUACCUCACCAACCUCCUCAUUGCAUUCACCUGAAAUUUCUACAUCAAUGGCUGUGAUGUUAUCGUCAUCUAGUAUGACGUCACCAUUAUUGGUGUCAUCCUCAACUAUACUUAAAUCACCUGCAUUAGUAAUCACGUCAAGUCCUGUAUCAAAGACUGCAGACCGUAAGUCUCCAAACAAGACUAACCAAGGCCCAAUGGAAUCUCCAUCUAGUCUUCACGCCUACUUCAAAACUGUAAGGAAAGACUGGAUCUUACUCAAUCAUCAGAUUAAGAAACUGUGGACGUCAAGCGAGAUCUCGUGCGCCAUGGUGUGCAUGAGACAUCAGAACUGUCAAUCAUUCAAUUUUAAGUGCUCGGAAAAGUAUUCUGACCCGCUAAAGGAUGUGGAUACUAAACAGGGUCAUAACUGCCAGCUAAACUCAGCAAAACACUCCACCAGUCAGGGAGACUUCGUUUCAAAGAAAGGAUAUUGUUACUUCUACCUAUGA